UCCUGGUAGGGUCGGCCUUUCAGAUGUCAUACUCUUUUGUGACCGAAUCAUUUCGCAACAUUAGCCUAACAACUCUCUCAGUACACUUUAAGAGGACACAACAUGCUGGAAUAUUACAUUUGAGGGAGAAUUUCCUCGGAGGCUGGCACAUUCCAAAUUUGUCUAAAUCAACGUACUGGCUAUCUAGGAGUUCAAGUAGCGUGACAGAUGGUCCUCUCGAAGUACAGGCGAGGCAGGUAGAGAUAAUUCGUCUUGAAGUGCGUCUAACAGCAGAACCACCGCACAUGCCGGGAUGCCACCAUACCGUUAAAGCAGCCGAUCAUUUACACGCUUGGGUUCAUGCGGAAAUGGGCGUCGGUGCGAAUGGCCAUGUGGACGCCAGACGUCGUAUGGCCUACCGUGUUACAAAAAUAAAAGUGAAACGUCAUAUGUGUAAACAAGCAGAUUGCGAUGUCAGUGACAUUACCGUGCGAGUUAUUUUUCAUUUUAUUUUUUUGUGAAUAUCACAUAAUUGUUAAAUUCCUUUUUGAAGAUAAACAAGUACGCUACAGUAUACUUUAGACAAUCAAGGUUAACACAAAAUACGCUUAGUUUUACCCUACAGUAAUUACUACCACCACCCUCUCCAGGUUAACACAAAAUACGCUUAGUUUUACCCUACAGUAAUUACUACCACCACCCUCUCCCGGUUUUUUUUUACCUGUCUUGCGUUGGAAAUAUAUAUAAAGCUUAAGCAUGCAAAAUACAACAAAUAUUUUACGAACUUUUUACAAAUGUUUGCAUUUAUAAAAUGGGUAUGUAAAAAAAUGUUUUCACAUCUUUAUGAAAUUUGCGAAGUCAGUAUAUUUAUGGAAUAAGAAAGAAAGUGUGUAAAUUUCAAGCAGUUAUCAAGUUUACCAGUUCAGAUAAAUAUUAGGCCUGUUUUUCUCGUUUAUACGAUACGAAUGCCUGACAUUACUUUGUUAGAUUGCUGUCAGCUACAACUUGUUUAAUUGGUUAGGGUAACUUCUUUUUGUAUUUAAAA
Messenger RNA from Limulus polyphemus (Atlantic horseshoe crab), 1024 nucleotides. RefSeq lists its product as uncharacterized. NCBI's taxonomy places the organism in Eukaryota, Metazoa, Arthropoda, Merostomata, Xiphosura, Limulidae. The coding region runs from base 24 to 500 and encodes 158 amino acids. The transcript has 2 exons. The record is from RefSeq and is a predicted model, not a curated record.